This is a messenger RNA of Gongylonema pulchrum, 330 nucleotides long. The record is from the annotation of a GenBank genome assembly. Lineage: Eukaryota; Metazoa; Nematoda; Chromadorea; Rhabditida; Gongylonematidae.
AUUGAUAUAAACUGUGAUGGUAAGCCAAUCACUGGAUCUCCGUUCACAUCCAAGGCAUUUGAUGCGAAAUGUGCGAAACUGUCGUGUGUCGAAGAGGCGGUUGUCGGUCGUCCCUGUACAUUCAUGAUCGAUGCGGCAAAAGCUGGUGCAGGAAAUAUGGAAAUUAUUGUCAGUGUUGAAAAUCGAAAUGUACCAAAUUUUGUACAGGCAGAAGGACAAGCGAAAUUCAAGGUUUCAUUCACACCUCAAGAAGCUAAAGAUCAUCAUAUAAGUGUUCGAUUCAACGGUGAACCGAUUCCAGGGCUGAAAAAAGAUUUCUUCCAAACAUGA